AUGGAAAGGAAGUGGUGUAACUUUAUGAAGAAGGUAUUUGUGAGGAACAUCCCUUGGUUAAGUUUGAACACUAGGUUGAAGGAGGUGGGAUGUGGAGUGUUGAAAAAGAGUGUUUUUGGACAGUUUAUGGAUUUGGUUGACGUCCACCUGAGUGAUAAUAUUUUCCAUUGCUUGAUCUUAUCCCAACUUUCAUCUAGUAAUGAUAGUGCGUUAAAGUUUAAGAUAUUUGAUCGCGUGUGUGUAUUUGAUUCCGAGUCUUUCCGUCUUAUUAUUGGUUUGGAUUCUUGUGUUGGCGAUUUUAAUGUUGUGUCUAGCAGACCAAAUAGAUUGUUGAGACUUUAUUUUCCAAAUCAGGAUAGAAUAAGGUUGGGUGAUCUCAAGAUUUUCUUACAGAUUAAGUCAAGUAAUCGUAGUGGUGGAUUUUGGGAAAGAUCUAGUGAUCCUGUUAGACUUGUUGAGGUCUAUAUAAUGGAGAGGGUUUUGUUGGUUCGUAAUGAGAGAUGUGUUGUUAAAGGUCAUCUAAUGAAGAUAAUUGAUGAUGACAGUCUUCGAGUGUCUUAUCCUUGGGAUUCAAGAAAUUUAUUGUCCAUGUUUGUUGUUGUUGGUACGGAACAAGAGAUGCUGGAUUAUCCAGUUGCACUUAAAUUUCCUGAUGAUUCAGGCUCUUGUUCUUCCAGUGCGGUUUUGCCAUCUCAACUUACUUCUCAGAUAGUUGAUGGUGUUUUGUCUAGUGUGAAGAAGCAACUUGAUGAUGAACGAUCUAUAAUUAUCAAUCAAGUAAAGUCUUUGGAUAGCCGUUUCGAAGAAUUGGAUAAAAAAUUUGUUGGUGCGAUUAAUGCUGUGGAUAGCUUAGUUCGUGUACAUGAUGAAACAAAGUCAUGUGUAGCAGCUUCUAAAAGUGCUAAAAGAACUUGUUUAGAAAGUAGACUUGACAGUUUGGAAAGUAAAUUUGAUUAUGUGAUGCAUUGUGUUGAAAGUUUUGUUCGACUGCAUAGCGAAAACAAAUCUUGUAAAGCUUGUGCAUAUGGUAAAAUACAACCUGAUUUGGGUUAUUCAGUGAAUGAUGAGGUGAAGUUAGAUGCACAUCUUGGAAAAAAUUUGCCGGAACGUAUGGAGAAUAUGAUUUGUAAAGCAAGGUCUACAAAAAAUGUGACCUCUCCCAUGCUCGAUAUGCUCUGUGAUGCUGCUAUUUCUUCAUCAAGUCAACUGUUUGAUAAAACUCAAACUCUUUCUCAGUUUGAAAAGGAAUUUGUGAAAGAAAAUGAAAACGCAAAAAAGAAGCACUUAAAGAAAUUGCCGCAAUUAAUGAUGCUUUUCAAUGCGAGAUUAUGCGUUUUCUUCUAA
Molecule: messenger RNA, 1344 nt
Organism: Lycium ferocissimum
Lineage: Eukaryota; Viridiplantae; Streptophyta; Magnoliopsida; Solanales; Solanaceae
Exons: 7
Coding region: 1-1344 (447 amino acids)
Source: RefSeq, a predicted model, not a curated record